Molecule: messenger RNA, 3696 nt
Organism: Candoia aspera
Lineage: Eukaryota; Metazoa; Chordata; Lepidosauria; Squamata; Candoiidae
Gene: LYPLA2
Product: lysophospholipase 2
Exons: 10
Coding region: 833-1531 (232 amino acids)
Biological process (GO): protein depalmitoylation
Cellular component (GO): cytoplasm
Molecular function (GO): carboxylic ester hydrolase activity; palmitoyl-(protein) hydrolase activity
Source: RefSeq, a predicted model, not a curated record
GCCUUGGGGGUGACUCAGGAAAGGAAUAAUUUGUCUAGAGAAGUGUUUCCCAAUCUGAAGCUGCCAGUUGGACUUCAGCACACAUAAUUCUCAACCAGCAUGCUGGCAAGGGUAUUAAUAUGGGAAGGCUAAUCUAAAUAUGCAGAACAUGUAAUGUUUAAUACCUAUGACUAAUCUUAAUCCCAGCAUGUAGGUCAUUGUCCAGUUGCAGAGAAAACUAAGACACCUUGGAGUGCUUUUCAUUUUAUAUUUAAUGUUCCUGUACAAAAGAAAGCCAUGUUGCUCCAACUGGAUGGGGCUCUAAAACAUUUACUGGUUUUGAACAUCAGGUGCAUCUGUUCAAAUUUUGCUUCUAGUCUAGGUAGCACAAUUCUCUUUUUAGCAAUUGAAAUUCUUCAGAAAUUUUAGCAAUAUCCUUGUGCACGUUUUGAAACAUACUGUUAUGAGAAAUAUAAAACAUUUUCAAAGCUGGGUUGGAUUUUGUUAUGAGCUAUGUUGGGGCUUUGUGAAACACAUUUUCUAGACAAGCACCUUCUUCAGAGUAGUUGACUGCAACUCGGAUUUUUCUGAUCUGGCAGCCAAAGAUACUCUUUAAACAUGAAUGUUCUGGGUUACAAUUGUUACUCAGAAAAUGCUGGAUUUCAUUAAAAAUGAAAAAAUAAAAUUUUUAAAAACUUCUAUCCCUCAUUGUUUAUGGAGCAAGCAAAAACUGAGGGAGUUUGAGGGUGAACCUGCAGGGAUUUGAUGGGAAGCUGUUAAUCUUCUGGAUCCUAAAGUGGUUUACUUCACAGCACUGCUAUCAGUUCCUAAAAGGUGCGAACUGUGUAGUUGUAUGUGCGGUAACAACAUGUCUGUCCCCCUCCUUGCUGAUGCUGUGACCGUUUCAGGGACAGAGCGGGAGACUGCAGCGGUCAUUUUUUUGCACGGGCUUGGUGACACUGGGCACAGCUGGGCUGAUGCUCUGUCUUCCAUCCGGCUCCCUUACGUGAAAUACAUCUGCCCUCAUGCACCCAGGAUCCCUGUCACUCUCAACAUGAAGAUGGUUAUGCCCUCCUGGUUUGAUUUAAUGGGACUAAGUCCGGAUGCACCGGAAGAUGAAAACGGAAUUAAAAAAGCUGCUGAGAACAUUAAAGCUGUAAUUGAACAUGAAAUAAAAAAUGGGAUCCCGGCCAACCGGAUCGUCUUGGGAGGCUUUUCACAGGGUGGCGCCCUCUCCCUCUACACAGCGCUCACUUGCCCCCACCAAUUGGCUGGCGUCGUGGCCCUCAGCUGCUGGCUUCCCCUGCACAAGACCUUCCCUCAGGCUGCAAAUAACGGCGUGAACAAAGACCUCCCCAUUCUGCAGUGCCAUGGCGAGAUGGACCCCAUGGUCCCGGUGCGCUUUGGAGCUCUCACUGCAGAGAAGCUGAAGGGGAUUGUGAAUCCUAGUCGAAUCCAGUUCAGGACCUAUCCAAGGGUGAUGCACAACUCUUGCCCUCAGGAGAUGAUGGCUGUGAAAGAUUUCAUUGAGAAGCUGUUGCCCAGGAUUUAAGCCGUUCUACUCAAGACUGUUCCAGGGAGAGGAGACAGAGGUCACCAGCUUUGAUCUUGAACCCUUGACCUGUUGGCUGCAAUUGGAAGCCAUGGCAAUCCACCUCCACACCAGUCAGUCCGUCUCCUUUCUCGAGCCUUCCCCUCCUGCCUGCACCCCCCCCUUCUGUGCAAAGUGAGGGGAGGGUGCCCCUCUCUGCCACAGGGGGAGUGAAGGUACCAAGCGGUCUUAAGGUACAGCUGAGAUCCUAAUCUUGCAGAUUAUUAUUUUGGUCGCCUUUCAGUAUUUCCCUGUUCUCUCCUCUCUCCUCUCCUGUCUCUUCCCCACCCCACCCCCCAUCUAAACAGAAACUGCCUGUUGUGGCAAAGAACUGCAUGGUAGCCAGAGGCUUAAAGCAAAAGGUAUUAAGAGAUGGUUUUCUGGCUAUUACAGUAUUUGCAAAGGAGCUUUACUACAGUUCAGGCUUCUGUGACCACCAAGCCUCCCACCCCCCCACCCCCCAUGAUGCUCAGCCUGUCCCACUUCAUGUUUCACUGGAACCAACUUAGUGGUGCAGGCAGGCUCAGCUUUCUCUGGCUUGGCAAGGCAGGAAAUCUGUUUCUGGUCCACACGGGCUCUCAUCCUGCCACGCUCGGCACCAUAAACUCUCCUCUGAACUUCCCUCAGCAAAAAGAGGAGGAAGAGUUGUGUUGUGCUGGAGGGCCACAGCCAGUCCCCUGGAUGUAGCCUGUGGCGGCGGCAGCUGUUCCACCAGCCCCUGCACUGACUGGAAUGAUAGAGGUGGAGAGGCCCCGCUGCGCCAGGAAUCACUCCCUGUUGUGUGUUACGGACUGCUCUGCUCUGUUCUGUCCUCUCGUCCGUGCUGCCUUGAUCUGUGGGAUGCUCUUUGUUUUGUUGUUGCAAAGAGAAAGUGGGGGUUCAGGGGAGUGGACUCGCGAUGGCUCCGGUCGCUACACCUCCCUGGAGUACACUCCCUGACAGCUUCCCUUACAGCCCAGGUGCUGCUCCGGGCGCUCAGACAAUGGCUGUUCCUAGCCUGCUAUGCCAGCUUGCGUUCCUGCCCAGUCACAUCAAGCAAGUGCAAGCUGGAUUUUGGUUGUCAGAAUUGUGAACCCCCCUCCCCCCCGCUCCCUGCGUGGUUCCCUGAGUCCAUUGUCUCUUCUUUUCCCCUGGAAAUCAGGCUUCGGCCUCAGAGCAGCGUGCUGUUGAGCAGCAGCGAUGUCCCGUCCCCACCCCCACUCCAGUUAGUCAUCCCUGUGGGCUCAUUGUAGGACUGACAGCCUGGGACAGGAUGCAACUGCAAAAGCAGCAUUUUUCCCCCUUUUCUUUUGGUGAAGGGCUAGUCUUGUCUCGUGUGUCACCCUAGCGUCUGUUCCGUGUGCGGACUCUGCGCCUGUCCUUCUCCCUGUCCUAUGCAGUCCUUUGCAGUGGGCCACAGCAAUAAGAAGAGCACUGAGACGCGGGACUAGGACAAAUCUCUCCCUUUCCCUUCCCGGCUUCUCUGAUGGGGCGGGAACAGGCUUGCCCAGCACGCCACAACCGGUAUUGAGGUUUCACGGUGUUUUGGCAGCUAAACCGAGAGGCUUGCAAGCUGCAACUCCCUCUCUCGCCCUGUGCUUGGCGUUGCAGCCACCAUCACUGAUGCUUUCUGCAAAAUCAGCUCCUCUUCUCUGAAGCUGAACUUGCGGAGAUGAUACGAGUGAGGCUGUAGUGUGGCAAAGUGGAAUCGUCCGGCUCAGGGGUGUGUGGUUUGGGCAGAGGAAGAGGCCUUGCCUCUUUGUGCACCUCCCCCCAGAGCAGAGGAUGGCUCACCUACCGUCACCUCAAGCCGAGCCUGAUUUGUGAGCUGAGGGCAGCUCCUAUUCACGUAGGUAAAAAGUCAAGCCGUGGAGGAGAAGACUGUCUUGAGCGCUUUCAGAGGAGUCUCCUACCCUUGCCAAGGAGACGAAGUGUUCUUCUCAAGAUCAUUUGCGUUGCCCCUGUUUCAAAGGAAUUGCUUCUGCAGCUGUCUGACUUGCACUCGGAGGUGCUGAUGGGCGGGGAAAAAAGCUCAUGCCCAGUCUUGGUAGAGCGCCAGAAAGCAGUGGUCAGAUUCUGAGAGGGUAAAAUGAGUGGUGCCACUUAAUGGACUACAAGUGUGCGCAGAUACCAUUUCUGAAUGCUUC